GAAACUGAGUAGUUUACAAUCGCAUUCAGACUGGAGCACAGCCGCUGAACUACACGAUUGAGUUGGAUUCUCACUUUCCAAAGAACUCUCAAGGUUUUCUCGUCGUAAAGUAAAAAUACUCAAACAUUCCGAAUAUCGAUUUUUGUUCACAAAGAGGAAAGGCACUGUGAAACAGUGCCACAUUCGACAAGACGAACUAACAAAUCAACAGCAACCUCACAUUUCUCCGAAUAGUCCGACCAGUAACCCAUGUGAGUGCACUGCAGUGGGAAGGUGAAAUGUUAAACUCAAAGCUUUGAAUAGGUCGAGCGCAGAUGAAUGCAGCAUAUGGCCUGACAACCUUGGGUUAUAUAGAGGCAUCUUUUACCCUGACGUUAUUCCAGCAAAGAGCUAGAAGGAGCUCCAUGGUAGAAUCAAGCAGAGACAAUAGAAUUUGGAACAUUAUGUAAAGGGACAGUCCAAAUGUCAUUCUCUGUAAGAGACACUACCAUCUCAUUUAUUCUCACUUGCAUCCACUUGAGUGCAAUAUUAGUACAAUUUGUCAGUGGUUGUCGUAUCAAUGGUAGCCUGUACGCCAGUUGUAAAGGGCUUGGUCUUCAUCAAGUGCCCAGCACACUCCCGGACACCUUACAAGAGCUGGAUCUGUCUUAUAAUAAAUUGGUUUCUAUUUCCAAUACUGACUUUUCAAAUCUCCGACAGCUUCAUAAAUUGAAUCUCCAGUACAAUAAUAUUUCAUUCAUUGCUGAUCAUGCAUUUGCCAAUAACACACUUUUGGAGGAUCUCAACAUUUUUAAUAACUCCCUUGCUAAAAUUCCCUCAAAAGCUUUUGAGCCCCUCAAGAAACUGAAAUUCCUGGAGAUGUCUAAUAAUUUCUAUAGUGUAGCAACCUUGCCAAAUGUGUUUUCAACCUUCAAUGAACUGAAGGUGCUUUCCAUGGGAGGUCCUUUAAUACAAAAUUUGAGCAAAUAUGAUUUUUAUCCUUUAAAAAAUAUUUCUUUGAAUAAAUUUGCUAUCAAAUCAGCUUCAAGUCUUCAUUACUAUGAACAGGGUACCCUGUCUGUCAUACAAACCACCAAUAUGUGGUUUGACAUUGCAUUGGACCAGAGUCCUAGAUCAUUACCCGCUAUGUUGCAAGACUUCACUGACAAGACUCUGCAAGUUCUUAGAUUUCGAAAUCUUUUUGAGUUCACAUACUACACAGAGUCUGAAGAUCUUUUUAACGGUCUACGGAACAUAAAUAUUAAUCAGCUUAUAUUUUAUCGGGGGAAGUUCAAUGAAAACCUGUUAAGGAUGGCACUCUUAAAUGUACAAAGGUCGACAAUAAAAGACUUGGGGUUAGUGGCCAUCGAUUUUGCCCGUUCCCCUAACUUUGAUAUCUUUCAAAAUCAGUCAAGUAUCACAGACCUUUCCUUGAACAAUUUGGUGCUGCAGGAUAUUAGCAACCCAGAUAUCCUUCGCUUUGACUGGAAGUUUACAUGGUUCAGCAAAGUCGUCAAUCUAACUAUCACAAAUGUUAAUUUCAAUUUUGUUCCAUGUGAUGCCUGGGAUGAAAUGAGCAACAUUGAAAUAUUGACAAUUACCAACAACCGCUUGCUGGAUGGCUUUAUCUACAACCAGAAAUGUCGCUAUGACAACACUUUGCCAAGUCUCAGGUCCUUUAUUGCUAAUGUAAACAUGUUGACCAGUCUGGCUGUGUUAUCAAAUCUCACUGCAGAAUGGAAACAUCUUCAAGAGAUGGAUCUUAGCUACAACCAGCUGGGAUCGAUGGAUGAGGGCUGUGCUUGGAAAGCCAGCCUAACUAGACUAAUUUUGCACCAUAAUAGUGCCAAUCAGAACAUUUUUAGAUGUUUGCCAGAAACUUUAGAGUAUCUUGAUUUGUCUUACUGUGAUUUGGACCUCCUAAGCAUGGAUUUUUUCCAGAAAGCUACUGAACUGCAGGUUCUACUUUUGAGUGGUAAUAAAAUUAAGUUUAUUCCUUCUGGAUGGCAAAGUCCUAAUCUUCAACUGCUGGCAGUUGAUGGAAAUUCAUUUGGCAUCAUCAAUACAGGAACCUUCCAUAAUAUGCCUAAUCUUGUUAGUUUGAAAGCUGGCAAUAACCCCUAUUACUGCACAUGUGACUUGUAUGGUUUUGUUGAAGAAACAGUCAAUAAGGGAAAGAUUAACAUUACAGACUGGCCUCAGAACUAUAGAUGUUACCAACCAGAAAAUCUACUGAACACAAUCGUGGCAAAGUUUUAUCCUGGAAAGCUUACCUGUAAUGUCACUUUAGUUGUUCUCAUUUCUGUUUCAACGACUGCAGUGGUUGUCAUCAUUCUAAUGAUACUCUGCUACAUUUAUGAUGUCCACUGGUACCUCAAAGCUAUUUAUCAGAUCUUGAGAGCAAAAUAUCGUGCAAGAAAGGAAGGAAAUAAUAAGGACGAAAAAUAUGAAUACCAUGCUUUUAUCUCAUAUAGUCAUUCUGAUGCAGAAUGGGUCCGGAAUCAACUCCUGCCUCGUUUGGAAAACUGUGACCCUCCAUAUCGCCUCUGCAUACAUGAGAGAGACUUCAUGCCAGGCAAGUGGAUCAUAGACAACAUCAUUGAAAACAUUGAAAAGAGCCACAAGGUGAUGUUCAUCCUGUCGCAUCAUUUUGUCAACAGUGAGUGGUGUAAUUAUGAACUGUACUUCACACACCAGAGGGCCAUUGGCAAACCUUUCAAUGACAUAAUUCUAAUUGUCAAGGAGAUCAUUGAUCCAGAGUCCCUGCCCAACAAAUACUGCAAGCUGAAGAAGAUGCUGAGGAGUAAGACAUAUCUGGAGUGGCCUCUGGAGCUCAAUCGGCAGGUCUUUUUCUGGGCUCAGCUGCGCAGCAUCUUGGGCAGUUCUUUGCCCCCUACAGGGGAAGGAAGUCGACAUGGAAGACAAUCUUCAGGCUCCGUCUCUGUCACAGAGGUGUCAGCAAAAGUCCAGACUGAUGAAUUGGACAUGAAUGGAGAACUGCCACAGCCUGAGCAGAUUUUGGAUGAUCUUCCACACAAUGAGGACAAUGUUAUAAUGUCACAGUCUCAGCAGCACUGUGUCCAAAGUGGGAAACAGCCCAGGACAGGACAUCGGUUCAAUACUGGGCCAAAUCACACACCCAUCCAAGGCCAGUUAAUCCAACCUGCACAUCUUUGGGGAUGCACACAGAAGGUCUUUAAAAUGAAAUCUCAGCUGGAAAAAGCCAUGGAAUCCCUAAUCACUGUUUUUCACAACUAUUCUGGCAGAGAAGGAGAUAAGCACAAGUUGAGUAAAAUGGAGAUGAAAAGCCUUCUGCAAGGAGAGCUUAGUGACUUUCUCACUGAAAGCAAAGACCCCUUAGUGGUGGACAAGAUCAUGAAAGACCUUGAUGAGAACCAUGACGGAGAGGUGGAUUUCCAGGAGUUUGUGGUUCUUGUGGCAGCAUUGACCAUGGCGUGCAACGACUUCUUUCUGCAACAGAAUGCAAACAACUAAGCAGUAUCAGGGCAAGCUUUAUAUUGAAGCUGCACACUCAAUUAAUUAUUUUAUGUUUACAAAGUUAUUCAUAUUAGAUAUUAAACCUGAGCUUUGUUGGUGUUCACUGUCUUGGUUGAAUUUUUU
Molecule: messenger RNA, 3600 nt
Organism: Erpetoichthys calabaricus (reedfish)
Lineage: Eukaryota; Metazoa; Chordata; Cladistia; Polypteriformes; Polypteridae
Gene: tlr18
Product: toll-like receptor 18
Exons: 7
Coding region: 463-3474 (1003 amino acids)
Biological process (GO): inflammatory response; immune response; toll-like receptor signaling pathway
Cellular component (GO): membrane
Molecular function (GO): calcium ion binding; transmembrane signaling receptor activity; protein binding
Source: RefSeq, a predicted model, not a curated record